Messenger RNA from Hibiscus syriacus, 378 nucleotides. Its product is annotated as 60S ribosomal protein L29-1-like. Gene Ontology annotation, biological process: cytoplasmic translation. Lineage: Eukaryota; Viridiplantae; Streptophyta; Magnoliopsida; Malvales; Malvaceae. Gene Ontology annotation, molecular function: structural constituent of ribosome. The record is from RefSeq and is a predicted model, not a curated record. Gene Ontology annotation, cellular component: cytosolic large ribosomal subunit; ribosome. The transcript is spliced from 2 exons. Bases 55 to 240 code for a protein of 61 amino acids.
UUUCAUUUUCAAAUUUACUUUUGGGGGAUUCGAUCAGAUUUGCGUUGAGUAGAUAUGGCUAAGUCGAAGAACCACACCGCUCACAAUCAGUCUUACAAGGCUCACAAGAAUGGAAUCAAGAAGCCCAAGAGGCAUCGCCAUACUUCCACCAAAGGGAUGGAUCCAAAGUUCUUGAGGAACCAGAGGUAUGCGAGGAAACACAACAAGAAGAAUGGAGAGUCUGCCACUGAGGAAGAGUAAAUCUUUAAUGGAAAAUGGUAUUAGCUUUGAUUAGGGUUAUCUAAUUAGGGAUGUUUCUCUUUCUUCUUUGGAAUUUAGUGUUUACUGAGCUUUAGUAGUGAUAUUUCUUUUUAUUUUUGGGAUUGUUACUUGGAAAAA